UCCAACAUCACGGCAAACCCGAACACUACCACCACAGAAAACAAUAUGGCGGAGAACACGGCAGCGAGGUUUAUGUGCAGCUUCGGCGGCCAGAUCAGGCACCACGAUGGCGGCGGCAGUAACAACCACCAACACUUCUUUUACUACGGCGGCAACAACAGGAUUCUCGAAGUCGAUCGCAACAUCAGCUUCCACGAUUUGACCGCUGAGCUCUCCGCCCUCUGCGGAGGCGCUGCCAUUAACUUCUUCAAGUAUCUUAUCCCCGGCGACGAUCUCGACACACUCGUUACAGUCACCAACGAUAGAGACCUCGGUUACAUGAUGAGGGAAUAUGAUCUGCACUUCCCAGGUUCUGCUUCCGCUGACCGGAUGAGAAUCUUUCUUUUCUUCGAUCCCGUCCACAACGGUGCUGCCGCAGUAAAUUCCUCCUACGAGUAUCAGGGCGUCAAUGUCAUGGUGAUGAUGAUAGUGACAGUAGUGUUGAUGUUGAUCUUGACGUGGUUGCUGUUGGUGGUGGCGACGGCUGUCGUCGAGGUGGUGAUGGCUAUAAUGGAGGUGAUGGUGGUGGAGUGGUGGUGGUGGUAAUUGUAACGGUGAUAUCGGUAUUGAUGUCUGCUGUCGUCCAUCGUGAUGGUGAUGGAGUGGAGGUGGUGGGUGGGGUAGGGGUGUUGGACUGGUGGCAGUGGACUAGCUAAUGGUGAUGCAGGCGUUGGCGUUCACAAUAAUGGUGUUGGUGUGGGUGGAAUUGACGGAAGAGGUAAAGAAGAAGGGAAGGGUCUAUGUGGUGAUAGAUUGGGAUGUUUGAUUGCUAAGCUCUUUCGCCCCUAAACAAAUGUUAGAAAUUUGAAUUCUGUCUUGAAUACAGCAAUUCAUUUUCCAAUAAGAUACCCUCAAAUUCGCGACGGAUAACGCCAUGUUGGUGGAAUUCAGGGAAGAGAAAGAAGAUAGAAAUGUUUUGGUGCGAUUUUAAUUGAAAAAAAAGGGGAUAAAAUUUGAAUUAUAUAUAUCGUGAAUAAUUUUUAAAAAAAGGAUACAGAGCUAAUAUUAUUAAAAUAUAAAAAAUUAAUUUGAUCGAGAGGGAAAAUGAAACUGACUUAGCGAAAUAAUUUGAGAGAUUAUUUGUUACUAUAUUAAGUAUUAACAGUAUAAAGGAAUAUUAUAUUGUCAUCUAAAUCACUGGCAAGUUGUUGGGGCUUGUGGAGUAGUGGUGUAUGAUACUGUAUGUGAUCUUAAUUUAGCCUGGGAACCUAGGAAGCUUUUUCUGCCUCUGUUGAGGACCAAGAUUCAGGAUCUUGCUGACCCCGGCUAGGUUUGCUGCUCCUGAUGCUCAUACUUGCGCUCAAUAGAGCCAAUUCUCUCGUUAGGUCUUGUUUUCUUUUC
This is a messenger RNA of Arachis stenosperma, 1380 nucleotides long. RefSeq lists its product as uncharacterized. The record is from RefSeq and is a predicted model, not a curated record. Gene Ontology annotation, molecular function: protein binding. The coding region runs from base 46 to 585 and encodes 179 amino acids. The transcript has a single exon. Lineage: Eukaryota; Viridiplantae; Streptophyta; Magnoliopsida; Fabales; Fabaceae.